Messenger RNA from Cucurbita moschata (crookneck pumpkin), 1507 nucleotides. Its product is annotated as amino acid transporter AVT6C-like. The record is from RefSeq and is a predicted model, not a curated record. Gene Ontology annotation, biological process: amino acid transmembrane transport. The coding region runs from base 31 to 1335 and encodes 434 amino acids. The transcript is spliced from 5 exons. Gene Ontology annotation, molecular function: amino acid transmembrane transporter activity. NCBI's taxonomy places the organism in Eukaryota, Viridiplantae, Streptophyta, Magnoliopsida, Cucurbitales, Cucurbitaceae.
CAUCAUUUUAGUCUUGUCCUCACCAUCGAAAUGUCGCCAGCGCCGGAGCAGGUACCUCUCCUGCCGGAGAAGAGUCAGGCCACGAAAACUGCUUCGGUAUUCGGUGCCGUGUUUAAUGUGUCGACGAGUAUAAUCGGCGCCGGAAUCAUGUCGAUUCCGUUCACUCUUAAGGUCCUCGGCAUAAUCCCAGCCGUUGUCCUGAUCGUGCUUGUGGCUUUCAUGACCGACUUAUCGGUGGAGCUUUUGCUGAGAUUCACUCACUCCGGCCAGUCGAUGACUUACGCCGGCGUGAUGAAAGAGUCAUUCGGCCCGAUUGGUUCAGUUGCUACGCAGGUUUGUGUGAUGAUUACUAAUCUUGGAGGCUUGAUCAUGUACCUGAUUAUAAUAGGGGACGUGUUCUCGGGGAAUAAAGGAGGAGAGGAAGUGCAUUUAGGAGUACUGCAACAAUGGUUUGGAAUUCAAUGGUGGAAUUCGCGAGAGUUUUCAAUUCUCUUCACAGUCGUCUUCCUUCUGCUUCCUCUGGUUCUUUUUCAACGCGUUGAUUCUUUGAGAUUCAGUUCGUUUGUAUCAGUUGUUCUGGCCGUCGUUUUCGUUGCGAUAAGCUCUGUCUUGGCGAUAAUGGCGAUCGUUCAAGGCACAACGAAGAGCACCAGAUUGGUACCGGAGCUGGACGAUCAAACCUCCUUCUUCGAACUGUUCACCGCCGUACCCGUUCUUGUCACAGCCUUCACGUUUCAUUUUAAUGUUCAUCCAAUACGUUUCGAGCUUCGAAACUCAAAAGACAUGAUGCUAGCAGUUCGAGUGGCCCUUCUUUUAUGUGCUAUCAUCUACGUCGCCAUAGGCAUUUUUGGGUACUUGCUGUUUGGGGACUCAUUAAUGUCGGAUAUUUUAACCAAUUUUGAUCGAACUUCAGGUUCAUCGAUAGGGGCUUUGUUGAAUGAUACUGUGAGAUUAAGCUAUGCAUUUCAUCUAAUGUUGGUUUACCCUUUGCUCAACUUCUCUUUGAGGUUCAACAUAAAUGAAUUGCUGUUUCCAAACAAGCCUCCUUUGGCCUCAGAUACCACAAGGUUCUUGGCCAUAACAAUGGCACUGCUGGCCUUCACCUACUUGGCUGCAAUUGCUUUCCCAAAUAUAUGGUCUAUUUUUCAGUUCAUGGGCUCUACUUCAACUGCAUGCCUCGCCUUCAUCUUCCCCGGUGCGAUCGCCCUCAGGGAUGUGAAUGGAAUAUCAACAAAGAAGGAUAAGGUGGUUGCUGCAGUAAUGGUAACUUUAGCAGCAGUGUCGAGUAUUAUUGCUAUUGCUAUAAAUAUAAACACGACAUUCGAAAAUAAGUAAUAUUAAUAUUUAAAAACAUAAAUAAUAUUAAUCUUAUAAUAUGUCGAAAUAAUAUUAGUUUUAUAAUACGUGUAUAAGUAUUUUCUCUCUUCUGGAUUCAAUUUUGUAUGUGUGAAAAAUGUAUUAUUAAAUUGUUUGUGUUGAAGUAGAAUAUGAUGGUAUUUUUGUUUUA